Pieris brassicae (large cabbage white) is the source of this 2079-nucleotide messenger RNA. It is a transcript of the gene opa, whose product is annotated as pair-rule protein odd-paired. Gene Ontology annotation, cellular component: nucleus. The transcript is spliced from 3 exons. Gene Ontology annotation, biological process: regulation of transcription by RNA polymerase II; central nervous system development. NCBI's taxonomy places the organism in Eukaryota, Metazoa, Arthropoda, Insecta, Lepidoptera, Pieridae. Gene Ontology annotation, molecular function: RNA polymerase II cis-regulatory region sequence-specific DNA binding; DNA-binding transcription factor activity, RNA polymerase II-specific. The record is from RefSeq and is a predicted model, not a curated record. The coding region runs from base 179 to 1480 and encodes 433 amino acids.
UUGGUGGCUUCAUGUUGUGAGCUUUCGUGAUAUUUCGUGAUUGUGAUAUAUUUUGGACUGUGUUUUGUGUUUAGGGUGUUUUAAACGGAUUUCUAGUUCAUCUGUGAUAUUGGAGCUGUAGAAGAUUACUGGUGGAGGAUCUUCAACGUACUCAACAGCGGGAAGUCCCGCCGCGUGGAUGGUGGCGGGCGAUUGGGGCUAUGCGCCGGCGUCGGCAGCGCCCGCCAUGAACGCGUUCCUCGAGACAAAUCACGCGCACCUCGCUUCGUACGGCCUCAAAAUGUCACCAGAACCCGCAUGUGGGGUCGCUGCUCAGCAUAGAGCUGCAGCGCCACACCCUCCGCCACAUCCUACGCACUACCAGCACUAUCCGUUGCACUCCUACCAGCCAGGAUACUUAAGAGAAUAUGGCGGGUGCGGAGAACUCUUCCCACAGCAGCCCCUAGAACAGAGUUGGGAUUGGCGAAACGAUGUGCACUACCAGAGCGCACCUCCCCUGAUGCCCCACGCACAUCAGCCACACGCCUUCCUCCGCUACGUCAGAGCCCCGCCAAGACGUGACAUGAGAUGCCAAUGGCUAGACCCAGACCAGCCUCCCCCUAGGAAACUAUGCAAUAAGCUAUUCUCAAGUAUGCACGAAAUCGUGACGCAUCUGACAGUGGAACACGUAGGUGGUCCAGAGUGCACAACGCACGCGUGCUUCUGGCAGGGUUGUGCGCGUAACGGGAGGCCGUUCAAGGCGAAAUACAAACUAGUGAAUCACAUUCGAGUGCACACGGGCGAAAAGCCCUUCCCAUGCCCGUUUCCCGGCUGCGGUAAAGUGUUCGCGAGAUCAGAAAAUCUCAAGAUACAUAAGAGAACGCAUACAGGUGAAAAGCCGUUCAAAUGCGAGUAUGCAGGUUGCGACAGGAGGUUUGCCAAUUCAUCAGAUCGAAAGAAACACUCCCAUGUCCAUACAUCAGACAAACCGUACAACUGCCGUGUCCAUGGUUGUGACAAAUCGUACACCCAUCCGUCAUCCCUCCGCAAGCAUAUGAAGGUCCAUGGUGCGGCAGGGGAUGCCUCGCCGCGCUACGACAGUGAUGGAGAUGACUCUUCCUCAGCUGGAAGCGUUAGUGUAACCGCGGGCGCAGCUAGCCCGCCAGUCCCCGUUCCACCACCGCCAAUUCCCCCAGCGCCGCAUCAUCCGCAACACCAGCCCACCAUCACGGACAAACUAGAAAGCCUUAACGAUAAAUACCUAAGUCCCCAUGACCAAAAAACCUAUGAAAGACCUCCACCACACCAUCAGCCACAUUUAACAAAUAUAGGUGGUAACGGCAUGAUGGAGAACAAACUAGGUUUCACAGGUCACUGGGGCCAGUUCCAGCAGCCGGCUCCACCUGUGCCCCACGGUGUGCCUGAAUGGUGGUGUCCUUCCCAAGAGUCGUACCACCAUCACCACCUAAUGCACCAUUCUGGGGCGGCAGCGGCCUACUGACCUCAUCGCGCUUAGGGAACUAUCAUUCGCCGUUCAACCUAAAUUUUCGUGCCUCUUUCAAUCCGCCUAAAGCUUAUUAAGGCUGAAUGAAAGUUUACUAAGCGCGUCUGCUUCAAUUACGCUUAAAUUCAUGACUAUUGUGGCCAAAUAACCGUCCGUUUGUAAAGGGUUUGACAUUGACAAUAGACAUCUGUGUGGCAUGUUAAAACAAAACACAGCUUAACAAUGACAUAGUAAGAUGUCAGGUAUUCGCAAGUGUCAAGUUUGACAGUGAUUGUACUUAAAAAUUUACAGUUACCCCAAGAGGGGUUUGAUUGUUCUGUUUGACACAUUUUAUUCUUGAUAACUAUGGAUAUAUAGCACAUUACUAUUUAAGGCCAAAGUUCCAAUGUUUACGCAUUAUUUUUGUAAAUUAUUAGAAUAGCCAGUGAUAAUAGUGUUAAGCAAUUGACUUGUAAAUUAUGUUUUCGCUAAUUUGGUCAUUAACAGCGCUACUCAGAGUCGGUAACUUAACAUUAAUAACUACGGAAGCCAAGUGACGCUUCCUUAAAUAAACAAAUGGGAUGAUUCACUUAAAAUAAAAUAUUUACUAAUCUAGA